Messenger RNA from Candoia aspera, 2493 nucleotides. RefSeq names its product vomeronasal type-2 receptor 26-like. The record is from RefSeq and is a predicted model, not a curated record. Gene Ontology annotation, molecular function: G protein-coupled receptor activity. Gene Ontology annotation, biological process: G protein-coupled receptor signaling pathway. Bases 1 to 2493 code for a protein of 830 amino acids. The transcript is spliced from 6 exons. Lineage: Eukaryota; Metazoa; Chordata; Lepidosauria; Squamata; Candoiidae. Gene Ontology annotation, cellular component: plasma membrane.
AUGGGUGUCAUCAUUUCUCACACUUACCGUUUUUCAAGUCCUACUUCCUAUGAAAAACGUCCUUCUUCUGCACUCUUCGGUGAUUUUGUGGUCCUGAAACAGCACUACCAGCAUAUCUUGGCUUUGGAAUUUGCUGUAAAGGAGAUAAAUGACAAUACUAAACUCUUACCUAACAUCACCCUGGGUUUCCAUAUCUACAAUAAUGAUUUCAGUGCCAGUGUAAUUUAUCUUGCUUCCAUGGAGCUUCUCUCCACAAAAGACAAAUUCUUCCCAAAUUACAAAUGUGAUGCCCAGAACAAUCUGGUAGCAGUGAUUGGGGGACCUAACUCUGAUGUCAGUCUCAACAUGGCAACCAUUCUCUGCAUGUACAAGAUCCCACAGCUCACAUAUGGCUCUGCUUUAAUGAUGGAGAAACAAACCCAAGGAGUUUUUUUCCAGCAGAUGUUCCCAAGCGUGGCCCUCCAUUAUAAGGGUAUUCUGAGGUUACUGCUGUAUUUCAAAUGGCGAUGGGUUGGAGUGGUUUAUCUGAAUGAUGUUAAUGGAGAGAGAUUUGUACAGGAAGUACUUCCCAUGUUCUCCAAAAGUGGCAUCUGCUUUGACAUCAUACUAAGAUUCCCACAGCUAACCUUUUCUGUAUUUGCUGAUCAAAUGGUGAAGGAGGGUUUUCAAACAUUCCUGGGUAUCAUGAAAAGCACUGCAAAUGUAUUGAUUGUACAUGGUGAAAUCCAGACAAUCAUUAUUUUGAGAAUGGUACUUCACUUCUCAGAAUUUGAGAAUAUACCAAUGGUAACAAAGGUCUGGAUUAUGACAGCUCAAAUGGAUUUCACUUCCCUUCCCUUUCAAGAUGAUUGGAAUUUAGACUUCAUACAUGGUGCUUUAUCACUUGCAAUGCACAGAAAGGAAUUGUUUGGCUUCCAGAACUUUGUUUGGGCCAGAAAUCCUAAAGGGGAAAGAGAAGAUGGCUUCAUCAAAGCUUUUUGGGAACAAGCUUUUAACUGUGUGCUUCCCACUUCUCUGGCAGACCAAGAAGAAAGCAAAAUCUGCACUGGGGAAGAAAAACUAGACUCUCUUCCUGUGACUGUUUUUGAAACACAACUGGCCACUCACAGCUACAGCAUCUAUAAUGCUGCCUAUGCUGUGGCUCAUGCUCUGCACAAUAUACAUUCCACCAAGUCCUUGCACAGAGCAAGAGCAGAGGGACAAAUAUGGAAACUGCUGAAACAGCCACUGUGGCAGUUCCACCACCAUCUGAGAAGUGUUUCAUUUAACAACUCUGCUGGUGAAAAGGUUUCUUUUGAUGAAAAUGGCUCAUUAAUAGCAGGAUUUGAUGUUAUCAAUUGGGUCACAUUCCCAAACCAAUCCUUUCAGAGAGUUAGAGUUGGCAAAAUAGAAUCCCCGGCUUUUUCUUUAAGAACAUUGAACAUUCAUGGAGAUAAUAUUGAAUGGCCAAGUAGAUUCAACCAGGCCUGGCCCCUUUCUCUCUGCAACAACAAAUGUCUUGGAGGCACCAGUAAGACAAAGAUAGAAGGGAAGCCAAACUGUUGCUACUAUUGCCUCCCAUGCCCUGAAGGGAAAAUGUCAAACCAGACAGAUAUGGAGGACUGUGUCCAGUGUCCGGAGGAUAGAUAUUCAAACUAUGCCCAAGAUGCAUGCCUUCCAAAAGGUAUAAGCUUCUUGUCUUAUGAAGAAUCAUUAGGGAUCAGUUUGGCCAUAUUUGCUCUUUCCUUCUCUUUUGUUACAGCUCUGGUGCUUAGCAUCUUCCUCAAGCACCAGGAGACUCCCCUAGUGAAGGCCAAUAACCGGAACCUCACCUACACUCUCCUCAUCUCUCUCUUCCUCUGCUUCCUCUGUACUUUGCUGUUCAUUGGGCGGCCUGAGAAGAUACCAUGCCUCUUCCGCCAAACGGCUUUUGGCAUCAUCUUUACAGUGGCAGUUUCUUGUGUGCUGGCCAAAACUAUCAUUGUGGUUCUGUCCUUCAUGGCCACCAAGCCAGGAUCCCAAAUGAGAAAAUGGGUGGGGAAAAGACUGGCAGCCUCUAUUGUUCUUUCCAGCUGCUUUAUUCAAGCCUCUAUUUGUACUGUGUGGUUGGCAACCUCACCUCCAUUCCCAGAUUUCAAUACUCACUCAAUAUCUGAAAAAAUUGUUCUGGAAUGUAAUGAAGGUUCUGCCAUCAUGUUUUAUUGUGUAUUGGGUUUUAUGGGUAUCUUGGCCAUUAUCUGUUUCACCCUUGCUUUCCUGGCCAGAAAGUUGCCUGACAGUUUUAAUGAAGCCAAGUUUAUAACUUUCAGCAUGUUGUUAUUUUGCAUUGUUUGGUUGUCCUUCGUUCCCACCUACUUAUGCACCAAAGGGAAAUACAUGGUUGCUGUGGAGAUCUUCUCCAUCUUGGCCUCCAGUGCUGGUCUAAUGAUUUGUAUCUUUUCCCCUAAAUGCUAUAUAAUUGUUUUAAGGCCUGAGUUGAACAGCAGGGAACAUCUAAUGAGGAGAAAGAAUUAA